AUGUCCCUUUCCCAGAAGACCCUGACACUGUGUUGUAUCUUUCACAGUUCACCGAAACUCUCCUCAGCCACUCCAUGCUACACCACCAGUUACCCUACACAAAAGGCUUCGUUAAGAACAAUCCACGUCCAAAGACUCGACCUUCCAUUUCUCAUAAGUGGUAAACAGAGAUGGAAGGUGAAGCCUGUAUCAGCAUCUCCUUCGGUUCCACAGCCACUUGACCUUACAGAAGACAACGUGAGACAGGCUUUGGUAGAUGCUCGAGCUGAGCUUGGUCAAAUCUUUGACACUUCUGUUGGUAUGACAGGUGCAGUUGAAUUGGUGGAGUUGGAUGGACCUUAUGUGACCAUUAGUCUCAAGGGUAGGUUUUGGCACAAACGUUCAACCGUUCUCGCCCGACUCGCCAAUUAUCUCAAACAGAGAAUUCCUGAGAUUUUAGAGGUUGAAAUCGAAAAUGAGAAACAAUUGGAUGAUAGUCCUGCCAAUUUCUAA
Molecule: messenger RNA, 492 nt
Organism: Vicia faba (fava bean)
Lineage: Eukaryota; Viridiplantae; Streptophyta; Magnoliopsida; Fabales; Fabaceae
Source: the annotation of a GenBank genome assembly